AUGGCAGACGAUGAAGAGAAGGGCCUCUACAAAACCCAGACGGGCGUAACCAUGUCGCCCGAGCUCUUCGAGAAGCUGUACCUCACCCCCAAAGUGCCCCAGGUCGGCGACUACAACAAGCGGUUCGCCAACCCAACCGCGCUCGGCUUUGUUGGCUUCGUUAUCUCGACCUUUACCUUUGCCAUCAUCUGCAUGGGAUGGGGCGGAGCACAAGGGUUCUCGCCGGUCGUCUUUGGGUUUCUCCAGCUUCCGACACUACAACUCGGAGCCCCUUUUGCAACCGCCGACGAUCCGACCGGCCUCUUGUCGCAGGAGUACAAUGCCGCGGUGGCGGUUUAUCUGAUCGUUUGGGGCUUUGCGCUAUUUACCUUCUUCAUAUUCACAUGCAAGAUCAACGCCGUGUUUGCGUCCAUCUUUUUGCUGGUAAGUGUGGCCGCAUGGGUGCUGUCGGGUGCAUACUGGAAGCUCAGCUGGGGGGACUACGACGGUGCUGGGCAGUUACAAAAGGUGAGUGUUACCUAUCAUGGAGGUGGAGCGCUGUUGUUCAUCGUGGCCGCCCUUGGCUGGUACAUGUGCUUCAUCAUCAUGGCCGGAGAGAUGCGCAUCCCCCUGAACCUGCCGGUGGGUGAUCUGAGCCAUCUGUGGCCCAAGACCGACGUGGAUUUGGCUGCCACAGAGCGACGGGAGCACAAGGACUGA
Molecule: messenger RNA, 699 nt
Organism: Chaetomium fimeti
Lineage: Eukaryota; Fungi; Ascomycota; Sordariomycetes; Sordariales; Chaetomiaceae
Exons: 4
Coding region: 1-699 (232 amino acids)
Cellular component (GO): plasma membrane
Molecular function (GO): acetate transmembrane transporter activity
Source: RefSeq, a predicted model, not a curated record